AUGCUGCAGCUCUCCGGGACGGGCAUCCGGGUCCUCCGCGGCGACACCUUCAGCGGCCGACAGCUGCGGCGCCUCCGGGUGCUCUCCGUCACGGACGGCGCCCUCACCAGCGUCGCGGCAGGCGCACUCUGCUCGCUCACAGCUCUCACCCUCCUCGACUUGAGCAACAACAGACUUCAUCAGGUGGACCCCUCCAGCUUCGAGUGCAAUCGCCAUCUGCGCCGUGUCGAUCUGUCUGGCAACACUGGUCUCCGUCGACUGCCCGCGCUGGUCAGCGAUUCCAUUGAGACUGUGGAUGCCGACCGCUGCAACAGCGCAGACGUCGAUGUCGACGACCUGCGAGGACUGCCAGCUCUCAAGGUCCUCCAUCUGAGUGACAACCCCGGCCUCGACUGCCAGGGCGUCAAGCGGAGACUCGCUCGAUCUUAUCCGUCACUGGUGGUCGUCUGUGAUGACUCGCAGGCGUUCUCUGGAACAGCCAAUCUUUCCAGCGCUCAGUCGCCUUCUGAUACCUCGAACAAUUCACCGCAACACGUGACAUCUACUGAGACGGACACAAGGCCAGAGAUCGACUUCCAAAAUUCAGUUACGCAAUUACAUAUCGAAGACCAAAAAGUCAGUACGGCAGUGACGCCCUCUGAAACGGUUGCGGAGCCAGAGAUCGACUCCAAAAAUUCUCUCACACAGUUACAUAUCGAAGACCAAAAAGUCAGUACAGUUGUGACAUACUUGGGAACGGUUACAGGAAAUCGCAUCGACUCCAAAAAUUCAGUUACAGAAUUACUCGUAGAACAAAAAAUCGAUACAGCUACAAAAAGUCUCUUAGACCUUACUACAGAAGUUCCUAUAAAGCACAGAGCAGAGACCUCUACACAGUCGCUUCACGGUUUCACGAAAAUUAAAAGCGAAAAUAUUUUUGUGGUUACCAAUCCAAAAGAAUUCUAUGAACUUGAUUCCAUUUUCCUUAUCUCUAUGGGCGUAUUGCUGCCGUUGAUAUUGUUGUUAACACUAUUGGUGUUCUACUUGAAAACAAAAGCUAACGAUUGAUGGCCUUGUUGACUGAUUCUUUCGUAGAGUCUUGGUACAACUCCAAGCGCGACUGGUAUCUGCCUCAGAAAAUAGGAAAAGAUAUAGCUAAGCGAUAGCAAGAAGAAGAAAUGCUAGUAGUACAUCAUUUCGUCAGCAGAUACUCAGAAGAAGACCUGACUUUUGAUGCACAA
Schistocerca piceifrons (Central American locust) is the source of this 1220-nucleotide messenger RNA. Its product is annotated as vasorin-like. Bases 1 to 1047 code for a protein of 348 amino acids. The record is from RefSeq and is a predicted model, not a curated record. Lineage: Eukaryota; Metazoa; Arthropoda; Insecta; Orthoptera; Acrididae. Gene Ontology annotation, molecular function: protein binding. The transcript has 2 exons.